Messenger RNA from Lactuca sativa (garden lettuce), 777 nucleotides. Its product is annotated as protein GLUTAMINE DUMPER 2. NCBI's taxonomy places the organism in Eukaryota, Viridiplantae, Streptophyta, Magnoliopsida, Asterales, Asteraceae. Gene Ontology annotation, biological process: regulation of amino acid export. The record is from RefSeq and is a predicted model, not a curated record.
CAUUUCCUAAUCCACUCAUCAACUCUAAUCAUCUUCCAUUUCUCUCUUGUCUUUCAAGUUUCAACCUCAAUAAUCAACCAUUAAUGACUCUUCAAGCAACUUCUUCAAUGGCUCCAUCGUCUCCGGUGACCAUACAACGAUCACCAUGGCACUCACCAGUACCCUACCUGUUUGGAGGGUUAGCAGCCAUGAUGGGUCUCAUUGCCUUCGCCCUCUUGAUCCUCGCUUGCUCCUACUGGAAGAUCUCAUCCGAAGCCGGAGACAGAGACCUUGAGGCCGGAGAAGGAGAAACAGACGGCGACUCCAAACCCGGUAAUCAAAAAGAAAAGGAAACUCCUGUUUUCGAAGAGAAGUAUCUGGUAAUAAUGGCGGGACAAGAUAAACCGACGUUUUUGGCAACACCCAUAUCCAGCAGAGCGUCGUCGUUUGGUAGCUGUAGCUCUUGUGGCAACUCAACGGUGUCUACGGAGACAUCGUCGGUGACGGAGGAGGAAAAAGAGAAGAGUUGUGAUCAGUUACAAGUAACGAAUACAGAGAACCAUGAGACAGCUGAUCAAGAGCUUUCUUAGUUUUUCUUUCUUUUUCUUUUUUGGAAAUUUUGUUUCUUUUCACUUGAAGGAAAGGAAUUCUUCUGUAAGUCAUCAUGGAUGCUGAUGAAUGAGCUCCGGUGACUGCGGUUGCAUAGUAGAUAGGGUAUGGGGUUUUGUAGACGAUCAUAGAGCACCAUCUCAACUUUUUUUGGAGAAUGAAAGGAAUUUUCCAUUUUGCCACAUAAUA